AAAACCUAACCCAAUAUCCUUCAUCUCCUUUUUCCCUCUCUUUUUCUGGUGUAUUCAGCCCCAACUCUCUCUCAUUUUCUCAGCUACCAUUCACCCCAUCUCUUCACCUCGUUCCCCUCUCUCUUCCUCCCCCUUAGAAUCGUGCAAACCCACGCGAAAUCACGUAGCAGUGCACCCUCAACAACUUGGACGACCUAAAGCAGCGCACAUGACCCACUUCUUCUCCAGCAAAAUCACGUAGCUCCGUUGAACAUCCGUUGCGCAAGAACUCCCACGAAAGAGCAUCAACCCACACAAACAUCAUCGUUGUGCCCUUCUGCAAGUAGAACUCACGAUAUCUGCGACACCCACUUUCCUUCCACAAUCUGUCAUCCGGCUACAUCCACGAUGCUUUCCCCUCAAUCUCUGUGACAACAGCAACCUAAUGAGCGACGAGACCUGCGAUCAGCGAUGUUUUUCCCCUCAAUCGGUUCAGUUUGACACAUACCCAUUUCUUUUCGACUUCAUGUUUGCACUACCCACUUCCUAAUGAUUUGAUUUAUGUAAGAUUAAGCAUAUUCAGACACGUUCUAGCAAGGAUUUGAGUCCGGUGGAGUUAGUUUCAACAGGGAUGGAACAGAAUUUUUGGUCUACAUCAAACGUAUGAUUGUUGUAAGACCAUUUCGGCUGCUUUGACUCUUGAUUAGAGGGUAGACGACAAUCUUGGGACUUGAAAGGGAACCUCAUUGAAAAUGUAACAAUUCAUUUCCUUUAACUUCCUAUGCAGACUUUACACUCUCAACCGAAUACAUUGAAUGCAUUCCGAGGUUCUUUGGUCUUGAUCAUCCGUAUCACUUUCUCCAUUUGGUUCUUGUUCGUAUCCUGACAACGAAAAACAAGAGGACUGAUCUGCUCCCCGUGUAAAACGUUUGAAGAGAGGAUUCUAUGAUGGAUGUACAAAUGAAGGACGAAAAGAGCUUGGAAGAAGAAGAUGAUUACGUUGAAUAUGUUCCUGUGGCAAAGCGUAGAGCAAUGGAAGCUCAAAAGAUUCUUAUGCAUAAGGGUAAGGCUUCUGCCCUUGAGGAAGAGUUGGAGAAAUCACGACUUGCUGAAGCCAAGCCUAGUCUCCUUGUAAAAGCAUCUCAGAUGAAACGUGACCAACCAGAGGUUAGUCCAACAGAGCAGAUUGUUCAGCAAGAGAAGGAGAUGAUUGAGCACUUAUCUGAUCGUAAAACUCUGAUGUCAGUUCGUGAACUAGCAAAAGGCAUUACUUACACAGAGCCAUUAUUAACUGGAUGGAAGCCACCAUUACCUAUCAGGAGGAUGCCAAAAAAGGCAUGUGAUUUGAUUAGAAAACAGUGGCACAUAAUAGUUGAUGGCGACGAGAUUCCUCCGCCUAUUAAAAACUUCAAGGACAUGAGACUCCCUGAACCAGUUUUGAAGAAAUUGAAAGAAAAAGGAAUCGUGCAACCUACUCCCAUUCAAGUCCAAGGUCUACCAGUGAUUUUAUCUGGCAGAGAUAUGAUUGGAAUUGCAUUUACGGGUUCAGGAAAGACCCUAGUUUUUGUUCUUCCUUUGAUAAUGAUUGCAUUACAAGAAGAGGUCAUGAUGCCCAUUGUUUCAGGAGAAGGACCUUUUGGUUUGAUUAUUUGUCCUUCAAGGGAGCUUGCUAGACAGACUUAUGAAGUGGUGGAACAGUUUUUACUUCCCAUGAAGGAGGCUGGAUAUCCAGAACUAAGGCCUUUACUUUGUAUAGGUGGAGUGGAUAUGAGAUCACAGAUUGAGGUUGUGAAGAAGGGUGUUCAUAUUGUUGUUGCAACCCCUGGGAGGUUGAAGGAUAUGCUGGCAAAAAAGAAAAUGAAUCUUGACAAUUGCAGGUAUCUUACUUUAGAUGAGGCUGAUAGAUUAGUGGAUCUGGGAUUCGAAGAUGAUAUUAGGGAAGUUUUUGAUCAUUUUAAGGCUCAACGCCAAACUCUAUUAUUUUCUGCCACAAUGCCUACCAAAAUUCAAAAUUUUGCAAGAAGUGCCCUAGUAAAGCCUGUGACUGUUAACGUGGGAAGAGCUGGAGCUGCGAAUCUUGAUGUCAUCCAGGAGGUCGAGUAUGUGAAACAAGAGGCAAAAAUUGUUUACUUGCUUGAGUGCCUGCAGAAAACUCCACCUCCAGUCUUGAUAUUCUGUGAGAAUAAAGCUGAUGUAGACGACAUUCACGAGUAUUUACUCUUGAAAGGUGUUGAAGCAGUGGCAAUUCAUGGAGGAAAAGAUCAGGAAGAGAGAGAGUAUGCUAUAUCUUCCUUCAAGGCGAGCAAGAAAGAUGUAUUGGUUGCUACUGAUGUUGCAUCAAAGGGUUUAGAUUUUCCAGACAUUCAACAUGUUAUCAACUACGAUAUGCCAGCUGAAAUUGAGAACUAUGUCCAUAGGAUUGGACGGACAGGACGAUGUGGUAAGACAGGAAUUGCAACAACAUUCAUAAACAAGAAUCAAAGUGAAACAACUCUCCUUGAUUUAAAACACCUUCUGCAAGAAGCAAAACAGAGAAUUCCACCGGUGUUGGCCGAGCUGAAUGACCCUAUGGAGGACGUGGAAGCGAUCACCAAUGCAAGUGGUGUCAAAGGUUGUGCUUAUUGUGGUGGACUUGGUCACCGUAUCCGUGACUGCCCCAAGUUAGAGCACCAGAAAAGCAUGGCAAUUGCAAGUUCAAGAAGAGAUUAUUUUGGAUCAGGCGGUUAUAGAGGAGAAAUUUGAGAAAGCCCAGAACAUAGUAAGGAUAUUUUUGUUUGAUUUCCCCUUCACUCUUCGCAGGCUGUAACUGUAUAAACUAAUAAAUUAGUGUUAUAUAUUCCAAUGAAAUCAUGUAGUUUGUUGUUUUGUCUGCGUUGACA
Molecule: messenger RNA, 2858 nt
Organism: Benincasa hispida (wax gourd)
Lineage: Eukaryota; Viridiplantae; Streptophyta; Magnoliopsida; Cucurbitales; Cucurbitaceae
Product: DEAD-box protein abstrakt
Biological process (GO): mRNA splicing, via spliceosome
Molecular function (GO): ATP binding; nucleic acid binding; RNA helicase activity
Source: RefSeq, a predicted model, not a curated record